GGACUGAAAGCUUGAUCAACUCUAAAUGCGUCAAGUACAAUGGGGAACCUAGCGGAAAAAUCGAGAGCCGAAGGUUUAGUAGAACCCUAGCUGCCAACACGAAUCAUCGACGGUGAAAUUAUUCAAGACCAAGAAUUCCCUAAUGGCGAUUUCAAUCAAGCGUGCAGCCAUAUCCUUUCGCAGCAUGUAUCCCUUAUUCCGAACAACUCGCCGGAUUUCUCACUUCCCUGCCUCUCCAUACUUCCUCAAAACUGCCAGUGAUCCGCGUCCGGCUCUUCCUAAUUCGCCGCCCAUCGAUUUUUUCUUCGAAUCUCGUAGAUGCUUCGCUAAAGCACGGAAGAAAUGGGAUGAUGAUGACAACGGUGAACUUGAUGUUUCUAAUGGUGAUGCUGCGAGCAGAAUUGAGAUUGUGAAUAUUGGGCCCAUUAUUAAGUCAGCCGCUGUCUCUGAGAUGGAGGCAGCAAUUGAUGCAGUAUCAAACGAGCUGGCCAAAUUGCGAACUGGAAGGGCAUCAUCAGGAAUGCUCGACCAUAUCAUAGUGGAAACUGGGGGUGUGAAGAUGCCCUUGAACCGGAUGGCCGUUGUUUCAGUUUUAGACCCGAAAACCUUGUCAGUAACUCCAUAUAAUCCAAAUGCCUUGAAAGAACUAGAGAAAGCUAUUGUUUCAUCACCAUUGGGUUUGAAUCCCAAGCCUGAUGGCGAACGGUUGAUUGCAUCUAUUCCUCCCAUGACCAAAGAGCAUAUGCAGGCUGUGUGCAAAGUGGUAGCAAAGUCUUCUGAAGAUGCCAAGCAAAGAAUUAGAAGAGCCCGGCAAAAGGCUUUGGACACGAUUAAGAAAUCGGUGCCCAAAAAAUCAGAAGGGAAGGAUAAAGGGAAGAGCAAAGCUAAAGUGGUUUCAGGGUUCUCAGCAGAUGAUGCAAAAAGAUUGGAAAAAGAAGUUGAGGAGUUGACGAAAAAGUUUAGCAAGUCGGCAGAAGAUAUAUGCAAAGCGAAGGAAAAGGAAAUCACUUCAAGCUGACAUAAAUGAAUCCUGAUUGUGGAUAUGUAUCAUGAUAACAUUAUUGGAUUAGGAUGUCUGAAAGAGCCUUCCUUUUUUCUUCUUCUUAGAUAAACGUUAAUGGUGUUUUCAUUUUAUAAAGCAUGGGUAUGGUGAAUGGUGAUGCGCUUCAUAUAAUCCAUUGGCAUGUAUUAUGUUUCUGUUUGUGUUUGUGUUUGUGUUCAUGAUUUGAGGUGAUAUUUUGAGUUUUAUGUACUGAUAUUAGUUGAUUGGAUU
Messenger RNA from Cynara cardunculus var. scolymus (artichoke), 1273 nucleotides. Its product is annotated as ribosome-recycling factor. The coding region runs from base 143 to 1018 and encodes 291 amino acids. NCBI's taxonomy places the organism in Eukaryota, Viridiplantae, Streptophyta, Magnoliopsida, Asterales, Asteraceae. Gene Ontology annotation, biological process: translation. The transcript has 8 exons. The record is from RefSeq and is a predicted model, not a curated record. Gene Ontology annotation, molecular function: ribosomal large subunit binding. Gene Ontology annotation, cellular component: mitochondrion.